Molecule: messenger RNA, 3096 nt
Organism: Centropristis striata (black sea bass)
Lineage: Eukaryota; Metazoa; Chordata; Actinopteri; Perciformes; Serranidae
Gene: cab39
Product: calcium binding protein 39
Exons: 9
Coding region: 154-1179 (341 amino acids)
Biological process (GO): intracellular signal transduction
Molecular function (GO): protein serine/threonine kinase activator activity
Source: RefSeq, a predicted model, not a curated record
ACCGCUCCGCUGCUCAGAGAACAACUAGGAAACAGAGGAAGAACUAGGAAACAGGGGAAGAACUAGGAAACAGGGGAAGAACUAGGAAACAGGGCUGCACAACUGAUUACAGUGGACAGUCCGCUGCCUGGUUGCUCGUGGUAACGCUCCGCCAUGCCUUUCCCCUUUGGCAAGUCCCACAAGUCGCCGGCAGACAUCGUCAAGAACCUUAAGGACAGCAUGACAGUGCUUGAGAAGCAUGACAUUUCUGACAAAAAGGCUGAGAAGGCCACAGAGGAAGUGUCAAAAAGCUUGGUGGCCAUGAAGGAGAUCCUAUAUGGGACUAAUGAGAAAGAGCCCCAAACAGAAGCAGUGGCCCAACUUGCCCAGGAGCUGUACAACAGCGGCUUGCUCAGCACCCUGAUAGCCGACCUGCAGCUCAUCGACUUUGAGGGUAAGAAAGAUGUGGCUCAGAUCUUCAACAACAUUCUGAGGCGUCAGAUCGGCACUCGGACGCCUACGGUGGAGUACCUCUGCACCCAGCAGAAUAUCCUCUUCAUGUUGCUCAAAGGAUAUGAGUCUCCAGAGAUUGCCCUUAACUGCGGUAUCAUGUUGAGGGAGUGCAUCAGACAUGAACCCCUGGCCAAAAUCACACUGUGGUCAGAGCAGUUUUACGACUUCUUCAGAUACGUGGAGAUGUCCACCUUCGACAUUGCCUCAGACGCAUUUGCCACUUUCAAAGACCUCCUCACAAGACACAAGCUACUGAGUGCUGAGUUUCUGGAGCAACAUUAUGACAGAUUCUUUAGUGAAUAUGAGAAGUUACUCCACUCAGAAAACUACGUGACUAAAAGGCAGUCCCUCAAGUUACUGGGGGAGUUGCUUCUCGACCGGCACAAUUUCACCAUAAUGACGAAAUACAUCAGCAAGCCAGAGAAUCUCAAACUAAUGAUGAAUCUGCUACGGGACAAGAGCCGCAACAUCCAGUUUGAGGCUUUCCAUGUUUUUAAGGUGUUUGUGGCGAACCCCAACAAGACGCAGCCCAUCCUGGACAUCCUGCUGAAGAACCAAACCAAACUCAUCGAGUUCCUCAGCAAGUUCCAGAACGACAGAACGGAGGACGAACAGUUCAACGAUGAAAAGACUUACCUGGUCAAACAGAUCAGGGACCUCAAGAGGCCUGCCCCCCAGGAGGCUUGAGGAGGUGGUGGAGGUGGUGGUGGUGGGGGGGCGGAGCCACCAGGACCAUGUCUGGACAGCAUCCAGACCACGUCUGCUUAACGGACUCAUCAGCAGCUGCUGUUCUGGUUUUUGAACAAAAAUUGAGGAAACGGAUGAAAAACCAACGUACCCAUAUCAACUCAUCAGGAAGCCGCCAGCUCCUCUGCUCCUCAGUGAACAUUUGAUUACUUUUAUUUUUCUGUUUUGUUUUUUUUUUUCCUUCAAAAGAAAUACGAGAAAAAAAAUAGAUGCUGCUGCUUUCUUGCACAUUGAGACAUGUUAGGUAUAUUAUAAUGACACAACAGGCCAUCACACGUAUUGACAGAAAAUGUCCAUGCAUUCAAAGUAAGGCAGACUUCCUGAUGCACACACACACACACACACACACACACACACAUUCUUGUACUUCUAUCUUUGUGAGGACCCUCAUUGGAACAGUGAAUUCCCUUGCAAGGUUAUAAUAGUUGUGGAUUUUUCAGCAUUUUUUUAAAUGAAGGAAAUUUUCACUAUAAUUUUAGUUAGUUUUGUAACCACACAAUACAGUUUCAGUUAAUUAUCAUUAUCAUGUAACCUUUAACCCUUAAAACAAAGUUUGAAAUCUCAAAAAAAAAGCCUUUAAAGAAGUGAGGACCGGCCGAAAUGUCUUCACUUUGCAAAAAUGCCCUCACUCUGUUGGUUAAAAACGUGUUCUGGUCCUCACUAUGUAAGAAAUACAAGAACACACACACACACACACACACACACACACACACACACACACACAUUCUUGUACUUCUACCUUUGUGAGGACCCUCAUUGGAACAGUGAAUUCCCUUGCUAGGUUAUAAUAGUUGUGGAUUUUUCAUCAUUUUUUUAAAUGAAGGAAAUUUUCACUAUAAUUUUAGUUAGUUUUGUAACCACACAAUAGAGCUUCAGUUAAUUAUCAUUAUCAUGUAACCUUUAACCCUUAAAACAAAGAAAUCUCAAAUUUGAAAUCUCAAAAAAAGCCUUUAAAGAAGUGAGGACCGGCUGAAAUGUCCUCACUCUGUUGGUUAAAAACGUGUUCUGGUCCUCACUAUGUAAGAAAUACAAGAACACACACACACACAGGAACAAAAGUAGACACGUGUUUACACAUAUAUGUAUUACAUAAAGACCAUGCAUACACACAUACUGCAAGAAUAUCAGCUAAAACCUUUUGAUGGAAACGGUACGAGCAAGUUGAACAUUGGUGUGUUGGUUGCAUGCCUUGAAAUGUGACAGAUCCACGGCUGUAGCCAGCGCCGGCUCUGUGAUGGCCCGGUCCGGUCCGGUCCGGUCCGGCCCCCGUGUUCAGUGCCACAGACUCGGAAAUUGCACGUGCAUCACAGCAACCGCUACAUUUCGUAUCUAAUGCCUUCAUCCAGUCAAGCAACAGUGGUUCAUUUUCUCCAUUCAUGGGGACGAAGCUCUCCGACGCCAUCACACAGAACCAUUUACCUCCUGUGUGCUUUGUUACAACGCAGCACUUGAAGCACAUGAGGAAAAGGGUGUAAGGUAUGAAUUUGGUAAAAGCCUGACAGUCGGGUCUCUUUAUUGUUUUCUGGGACAGGGUGAACAUGUACAUAUGCCUUUUUUGUUUUCUCUUUUUUUUUGCUUUGUAGAUUUUUGUUUAACCUUGACAUAUGAAUAUAUAUUAUAUAUAUAUUACCUUGAACAUCACGUUUUUGGUUAAUUGUAAUCAAAUUACUUUCUAAACCAUAAAAGAAACGACAAACAAGUUAAGUGACAUUGUUAUUUGCAUUUAAUUUUACUGCUGAAAUGGUUGCUGUUGGGUUUCUUUGUACAUAACUUAAAGAGCCAGCUCACAUUUAGCUAACCUAUAGGAUAUUAACAAUUUGUACAGCGGAGGAAUGUCAUGGUAUUAGCUCUGGAUCU